CUUUCCAGUGUUCAAGACUCAUAUUUACACAAUCCUCUUGCUUCUCAAUUAGUCUUUGAAGAUGACGGAAGUGGUUGAAGAUAUUGUGAUUGUGGGAGCUGGAAUUGCAGGCCUCACUACAGCUGGGGAUCAGGAGCUUAGUAUGGAAUCAUCAGAGAGUUUGAAGGUCUCAGGAUCUGCAAUUUUAUUAUGGACUAAUGCUUGGAAGGCUUUGGAUGCUGUUGGGAUUGCUGACUCUCCUCGCCAACAGCAUGAAAUCAUUGAAAGAUGUGUGAAAAGGAAGUUAUUGUUGGAAGCACUUGAAACAGAACUACCAAGUGGCACCAUUAGAAAACUCAAUAGUGUGGAAUUGGGUGUGGGAGUGAAACUCAGUGGUGGUGAAAGGCUUGGCUUCAAGAAGCCAGUGUUUUCAGGAAGAUCUGGCAUGAGAGGCUGUGCUGAUUACAAGGGCAGUCAUGGCUUUGAGCCCAAAUCCUGCGUUUUCGGGAAAGGCAUUCGAUGUGUUUCCACCCUUCAUUUCCUCACAUUUUUCAUUCCUGAAAUUUCAUUACUUGUAGAUGGUGAGCUAGAGGACAACCCAGCAAAGAUGAAGCAAUUUGUGCUGAGUAAUGGUCAUGUACCUGAUCAAUUAAAGGCUGUUGUACAAGACACUCCAAAGACAGUAUCGUUGCAAAAACCACUAAGAUACAGACAGCCAUGGGAAGUGCUGUGGGGAAAUAUUAGCAAAGGUGGUGUUUGUGUAGCUGGAGAUGCCCUCCAUCCAAUGACACCAGACAUUGGCCAAGGUGGCUGUCAUCUUUGGAAGACGGUGUUGUUUUAGAGGUGUAUUGCUGAAGCCUUAGCUGAAAAAACAAGUGGAUAGACUAAAAGAGAGAACCGGUGAAGAUGAGGAGAAAUUUAAGAAGAUUGAAAUGGGAUUGAAAAGAUAUGCAAAAGAGAGGAGAUGGAGAAGUUUUGAGCUAUCAGCACGGCUUAUGUGGGUGGUUUUGAUACAACAAAGUGAGGGUGAUAGUGAACUUCGUCAGAGAGAAAA
Molecule: messenger RNA, 1033 nt
Organism: Pistacia vera
Lineage: Eukaryota; Viridiplantae; Streptophyta; Magnoliopsida; Sapindales; Anacardiaceae
Product: monooxygenase 3-like
Exons: 6
Coding region: 62-820 (252 amino acids)
Source: RefSeq, a predicted model, not a curated record